GCACUGUGGGACACAGUGUGGGCAACGUGGGGCCGGACGGGUGCCUCGGAGGAUCAGAUCGUAGCGACGCGGGAAGUCUGGACGAGAUAGCAGCCUGACGAGAAGGCCUGUGGCAGAGGACCCUCCGGCCCCUGCGGCCGCAAUGGCGGAGAGGCCCGAGGACCUAAACCUGCCCAAUGCCGUCAUCACCAGGAUCAUCAAAGAGGCACUCCCUGACGGUGUCAGCAUCUCCAAGGAGGCCCGGAGCGCCAUCUCCCGCGCUGCCAGCGUCUUUGUGCUGUACGCCACAUCCUGUGCCAACAACUUUGCAAUGAAAGGGAAACGCAAGACACUCAAUGCCAGUGAUGUGCUCUCAGCCAUGGAAGAGAUGGAAUUCCAGCGUUUCAUUACCCCGUUAAAAGAAGCUCUGGAAGCAUAUAGGCGGGAGCAGAAAGGCAAGAAGGAGGCUUCAGAACAAAAGAAGAAGGACAAAGAUAAAAAACCAGAUUCAGAAGAGCAAGACAGGAGCAGGGAGGAGGAGAAUGAUGAAGAUGAAGAGAGGCUGGAAGAAGAAGAACAGAAUGAAGAGGAGGAAGUAGACAACUAACAGGGUGGGAAGACUGUGGCACUGUGGGAGCUCCCACUCUGAAACGUGGUACAUGUGUAUGUGAAGUUUUUCCCUGCUGGGCAGAGUAGUCUUGGGCACAAGAGCCUGGGAAGAUCUCAAUAAAAACUGACUAUAAUUAUCAUCAAAACCAGCGUUUCACCAACUCCGAGCAUCUAAGUAGCAGAAUCCUCUAUUGUUUAAUCGGUUUGAAGGUUAUUACUUUUUGGCAAGAGGGAUUCUGAACAGCUAAUUAAAUUAGCGAUUUGUUAUCUUGUUUACUUACCUGUAUGGUUAUAUAGUUUUUUUGAUCACCAGUCUUCCUGCUCCUCCAAAAAAGGAAUAAUAAUUUCUGUCCUGCCUGCUGUGUUGCAUCACAGAGGCAGUGAAGGCUCAGGAAAAAUUAGGGCUUUGAUCGUGAGCUUUUGAUCCAUAUUUGAUUUACAGUAGCUUACCAAGAAUGAUCACAAUGGAGUGGGUAUGGUGUCACAUGCUUGUGAUCCCAGCUGCUUGGGAGGCUGAAACAGGAGAACUGCAAGUUUUGAGCCCAACUUGAGCAACUC
Messenger RNA from Fukomys damarensis (Damara mole-rat), 1146 nucleotides. RefSeq names its product DNA polymerase epsilon 3, accessory subunit (gene Pole3). Lineage: Eukaryota; Metazoa; Chordata; Mammalia; Rodentia; Bathyergidae. Gene Ontology annotation, molecular function: chromatin DNA binding; protein heterodimerization activity. The record is from RefSeq and is a predicted model, not a curated record. The transcript has 4 exons. Bases 143 to 586 code for a protein of 147 amino acids. Gene Ontology annotation, biological process: heterochromatin formation; DNA damage response; leading strand elongation. Gene Ontology annotation, cellular component: epsilon DNA polymerase complex; CHRAC.